GCAGAGUGUAACAAGUCAAACUGCGCCUGAGAGAAAAAUGAGGUGUUUUCAAUGUGGAAAAUGGGAUCAUUUAAGAUAUCAAUGUCCCCAUUUUAAAAAAGGAUAAGACAUCCCUCUUUGUUAGCAAAGUAAAUGAAACAAAGAAGGCAGAACCAGCUACUGUGUCUAAAGAUAGCCUGGAAGCAGUGCCCCAAGAGAAACAAUGUCUGUUUAUCCUGUCAAACACACCAACUGAGGAGUACUUAGAAUCCAUUUCCAUUGACAACAAGUACAUGAAGGGGUGGAGAGAUACAGGAGCGGAUGUUUGUAUCAUACAUCCAGAUGUAAUACCGCAGAAAUUUCGACAUCCUACCUCAGAAAUACAUUUAAAAGGCUUGGGACCUGCAAUACCAACUGAAGUAGUUUCUUUGCCAAUAGAAUAUGAGGGAUGGAAAGGGAUUUGGGACUUUGCCAUCAGCCCAGAUAUACCUUACAAGUGUUUAAUCGGUAAUGACCUGGCUAAGAAAAUUAAAAACUGGAGGAUGUUAUGUGAGGAGAGUAACAAUAACAUCAGAGGCCCUACUCAAGAAGCAAUGUGUUUAACCAUUCAGCAAGAUGAGGGAGAGGGUCCAGAAUCCAGUUCUGUCAGUGCUGAGAUUGUUAAUAAAAUAAAGGAAGCUAAAGAGAUCCUGCAUGAACAAAUGACAGAUGAAACUCUGAAACCUUUAUUUACACAAGCUCAAAAUACGCCAGAGUCGACAGAAGAACAACACUUCAUAUUUAUUACUGAGAAUGGUGUCCUCUAUAGGGAAACUAAGAGUCUGAAGUCGGCAGGAAAGUUAGAAGUGUGUAAUCAGAUUUUUCAGAAAGUCAGAGAAGCUGAAGCCAGUGAAGAGAAUAUAGAAACAAUAGGUCUGGAAAGACAAGUGAUAAACUCUGAGGAGAAAAAAGAAUCCUUGAUCUUAAAAGAUGUAUUACCUUCAGCUCCACGUAAAGAAAUUACCUCAACCAAACUUUCUGACAAAGAUAAUGAAAUACAAUCAAAAGAGAAAGCUGAAGAAAAGCAGACUCGGGAUUUGACAGUAGAAACUGAUGCGAGUUCAGAAUAUCCAAGGGUCUUCUGUGAAACAAAGAUCCAUACACCUGAAAGACUCAUUGAAGUUAAGAUAACUUCUAAACAUGAUUCAUCCACUAUAAAAGUUCCAGAUGAUCGUACAAAAGAAGUUUUAAAGAUUGGAACUGUAGCUGAAGUUAAGAAUCUAAGUGAAACUUAUCAAAGAGCUGGCAUCAACAAAAUGGUAAAUACAAGUUGUUACCCUGUAACAGAUGAUGGUGAAGAUAAGAAGACUCUCAAACCUUCUACACUUCGUCUGAAAGAAGAGAGACAUUUUGCUGAGAGUAAAACAUUAGAUCAACUCCUCCUUACUAACUCUGAGCAUUUCGAUAUGUCUACAACUGAAAAGAAAGUAAGCAGAAAAAGAAGAUCUAAUCAUAUAUCGGAAGAAGAAUCUCCUUUAUCCUUGAGCAGAGAAGAGAAUAAAAGCCAAGCUGAUGGACUGACAAGAGAAAUAAUAUACACUGACUAUGUUAAUGGUGAUAAAAGGAAAAAGCUGCAAUUUCUAGCUUUGGAAGUUCAUCCAGAUAGCAGUGAUGAGUUUGCAAUAACGAAGGACAGUAUUCUUGUUUGUUCUUCCAAGGACAGUGAAUUCUCUUCAAUACCAAGAAAAGAUGUUCAAGGAACUACAGAUUCUUCACUAAGACCUGAUGCUACGUUGAAGCAAGCCUUUAUUCAAGCAUUAAAAUUCUAUAAAAGCAGAACUGUUCCUGAUAAUUGGAAGGCCAGGUUAAAAGAAGAAACUCCAGCAGAAAGAAUAGAAAGAGAAGAAUGUGGAACUGUGUGGGGUGUAUUGACCUGUUGUAAUUUGAGUCUGGGUAUCAGGAAAAGGAGAAUUGGAAUUGGAUAAAAGAAAAAAAACCCUUUAUUUUCUAGGGUCAGACCACAUUGAGUAAUUAAAAGUGUUAAUGUAGAAAGGUAAUGUAUGUGUAAUGUAGUGUAAUAUUUUAUAAAUGAUCAAACUGUUUU
This is a messenger RNA of Anolis sagrei ordinatus, 2062 nucleotides long. Lineage: Eukaryota; Metazoa; Chordata; Lepidosauria; Squamata; Anolidae. The record is from RefSeq and is a predicted model, not a curated record.